UCGCUAUCUUUUCCUUUUCUCUUCUUUCUUCGUCCAAAGCUAUAAGCUUGGCUGUCAACAAAUUCACACUCUUCUGUUUACAAAACUUAAUAAUUUCUCAGAAAUGGCGGUUGCGUCCAUGAGUUUCAACAUAGUCGGAGCUUUCAGAGGGCUGUCUCUCCGCCCAACAUCCACCUCCAGCUCGUCCUCCUCCUCCUUCUUCAGAGGCGAUUUGGGUUCUCUGCAACUGGGUCCCAAGCUGUCGUUAGCGUCGUCGGGCCCACAGAGACUUCCAUUGACGAUUCAAAACGCGCACAAGAAAGGAGCUGGGAGUACCAAGAACGGACGUGAUUCCAAAGGCCAGAGGCUCGGCGUCAAGAUUUACGGCGACCAGGUCGCCAAGGCUGGCUCCAUCAUUGUCCGCCAGCGUGGCACCAAGUUCCAUGCGGGGAAGAAUGUGGGGCUCGGCAAGGACCACACCAUAUUCUCUUUGAUUGAUGGCAUGGUUAAAUUUGAGAAGUUUGGACCCGACAAGAAGAAGAUUAGUGUUUACCCUCGAGAAGUCCAGCCGGAGAACCCCAACAGCUACCGGGUUAAAAAGAGGGAGAACUUCAGGCUACAGCGUGAACGUAAGAAAGCGAGAAAGGAAGGCUACAUCCUUCAAAACAAACCCGAGCUACUACUUGCUUCUGCUGGUGCUGCAGAUGCCAAUCCAGUUUGUUAAUUUCUCGAUUCUAUGUUGAGCAAUCUUGCAGUUGCGUUUGCCUUGCUUUUCCUUUUCCCUUUUGUAAAAUUUUAUAAGAACACUUUCGCCGGAAAAUCUCAAGUCAUGUAUUGAGUUUGCAAUUUAGUA
Messenger RNA from Pyrus x bretschneideri (Chinese white pear), 832 nucleotides. RefSeq names its product 50S ribosomal protein L27, chloroplastic-like. Gene Ontology annotation, cellular component: ribosome. Bases 104 to 703 code for a protein of 199 amino acids. The record is from RefSeq and is a predicted model, not a curated record. NCBI's taxonomy places the organism in Eukaryota, Viridiplantae, Streptophyta, Magnoliopsida, Rosales, Rosaceae. The transcript is spliced from 3 exons. Gene Ontology annotation, biological process: translation. Gene Ontology annotation, molecular function: structural constituent of ribosome.